AUGUCAUUUAUUGAAGGCAUUGGUGAUGAUUUUUUGUAUGCAUUUAUUUUUUUAAUUUUUAUUGGUAUUGUAUGUCUUGCUUGGCUUUCAACACAUGUUAAUAAUGUUCAUUUACCUACUACACUAUUUAUUAUUGAACGACGAACCCAUCGAACGAAUGGAGAAGGAUCAGAACGAGCCAGUCCAGCUCCAUCACCAAGCAUAAAUUCACAAAAUGAACAACUAACAUCACCAUCAUCAGCUAAUGAAACAUUAACAGAACAUGAAUCUGAUAUUGAAUCAAGUGAAGUCGAUGAAUUUCUAUCUGAACAAACACCCAUAUCAACACAAUCAAAUCCUAUAAAUCUAAAUGAAUCGACUUCCAUCGAAGGAGAAGAUCAAUCAUUAAGAAUUACAAUUAAAUUUCUUAAUGAAACUCAAAAAUCAAUUACAGCGAAUUCAAAUGAUACCAUAUAUAAAGUCAAAAGAUUAUAUUUUGCUGAUGAAUUAGCAAGUAAUAAAAUCGUUCGAUUUAUAUAUCAAGGUCGUGAAUUACAAGACCCACAAACACUUCGUACAUAUAAUAUUCGUGAUCAAACUAUAAUUCAUUGUCAAAUAAGUACACGACGACAUUCAACACCUAAUAGAAUCAAUGAUGGAAUAACAACUACACAUGGAUUUGAUACAUCAUCAUUUCUUGAUGCAUCACCAAUUACUAUUUCAUCACAUUUUAUUCUUUUUAUCGCAUUAAUUCUUGGAUCCGUUUGGUAUUUACGUAUUAAAUUUCGUGUUCUAUUUACACCUAUAUCAACAAUUAUUCUUAUUUUAAUCACAAUUAUAUUUUUGAUAUUUACAUGUGGUCCCGUAUUAACAACACGUCGACAAAUAUCAGAUACAAGAAUUCCAACACAAAUACAACAUGUUCAUGUUGAAUGA
Adineta steineri is the source of this 915-nucleotide messenger RNA. The record is from the annotation of a GenBank genome assembly. NCBI's taxonomy places the organism in Eukaryota, Metazoa, Rotifera, Eurotatoria, Adinetida, Adinetidae.